Prinia subflava (tawny-flanked prinia) is the source of this 1002-nucleotide messenger RNA. RefSeq names its product antigen-presenting glycoprotein CD1d-like. The annotation marks the transcript as partial. The transcript has 4 exons. Gene Ontology annotation, biological process: antigen processing and presentation, endogenous lipid antigen via MHC class Ib; immune response; positive regulation of T cell mediated cytotoxicity. Gene Ontology annotation, molecular function: lipopeptide binding; exogenous lipid antigen binding; endogenous lipid antigen binding. Gene Ontology annotation, cellular component: external side of plasma membrane. The record is from RefSeq and is a predicted model, not a curated record. Lineage: Eukaryota; Metazoa; Chordata; Aves; Passeriformes; Cisticolidae.
AUGCAGUCCCCUUGCUGCUGCUUGCUCUCCCUCCUCCUCUACCUCGUCCUCCUCUCUGGGACAUGGGCAGACCUGGAGGGGACCUUCACUCUCCGGCUGCUCCAGACCUCCACCUUCCAGAACACCUCAUUUGUGGACAUGGAGGGGCUGGCUCUGCUAGAAGACAUCAAACUUGGUUCUCUUGAUAAACGCACAUGGUCCAUCCACUUCUGCCAGCCCUGGGUGCACUCAGCCCUGCCACGAGCUCACUGGGACACCACUGAAAACCUGGUUAAGGUCUAUUUGCAGGAGUUCAAGCAUUUGGUCAAUGAAAGGGCCAUGCAAAGGGAUGUCCCCUACCCCUUUGUGAUUCAGUGCAUGGGAGGCUGCAUACUGUACCCCAACAGAACCUCCCAGGCCUUUGCCUACGUGGGAUACAAUGGUCAGGAUUUCCUCAGCUUUGACACAAAUAAUCCCACCUGGACUUUCUCCCAGAACACCACGUUGUCACAGCAUGUCAAGGCAUUUCUUCAGAACUACACUGCUGUGAGGGACAUAGUGGAAAUGAUCCUCAAUGAUACUUGUGUCGAUGACAUGAAGAUGUUCCUGCAGUAUGGGAGGGCAGCUCUGGAGAGACAAGAGCUGCCUGUGGCCACGGUCUUCGCCCGCGGCCCCAGCCUAGGCCAGCUGCUGCUCGUUUGCCACGUCACUGGCUUCUACCCGCGUCCCAUCAGCGUGGCCUGGCUGCGGGAUGGCCAGGAGGUGCCUCCGGGGCCGGCGCUCAACACCAGCCCCAUCCUGCCCAACGCUGACCUCACCUACCAGCUCCGCAGCAUCCUGGCCGUGGCCCCCCGGGACGGGCACAGCUACGUCUGCCGUGUGCGCCACCACAGCCUGGGCACCCGCAGCCUCCUCAUCCCAUGGGGUAGGUGUCACCCUCGGGGAGGAGAUGGGGGUCCUGAGCCACCCUGCCCCACACGAUGGAGCAAAACCCAGAAAGUUCAUGGCAGCUCCUCCUUAUGU